Molecule: messenger RNA, 1755 nt
Organism: Cyprinus carpio (common carp)
Lineage: Eukaryota; Metazoa; Chordata; Actinopteri; Cypriniformes; Cyprinidae
Product: C-X-C chemokine receptor type 1
Biological process (GO): G protein-coupled receptor signaling pathway; immune response; neutrophil chemotaxis
Cellular component (GO): membrane
Molecular function (GO): C-X-C chemokine receptor activity
Source: RefSeq, a predicted model, not a curated record
AACGAAGAUGAGGUGAAUGGGGAUGGGCUAGCUGAUUAAAGGAAGUUGGUAGAGCUGGAAUAAUCCAGGAACAGACAGGAUCCGAUGGACGCUAUAUGACAAAACGUCUAAGAUCCACAUCACAAUUUGGAAUGACCAAACAAAGCCUGAACUCUCUUUGAUCUUGACAGCUACACCUCCUCAUUUCCCCCAUCUUUUUCGGCGUCUUUUCACAGUCGGCAGGGAAACAUAUUAAACAUGGAUGCUACUACUCCAGAUUUCAUAUACCCUGAUUUGGUGACUCCCUGCCCAGACAACAUGCAGUAUAUCAACAAGUUGGCUUUGGUCUUAGUUUAUGUUACAGUCUUCUGUCUGAGCUUGCCGGGCAACAUGGUGGUGAUCUUUGUGGUGAGCUGCAUGGAGAACCGCAGGACAUCUACUGAUGUUUACCUGAUGCACCUGGCCAUCGCCGACCUGUUCUUUGCUUUAACUCUCCCAUUCUCAGCUGCUGACAUUCACGCCGGUCACUGGAUGUUCGGCACAUUUAUGUGCAAACUGAUUUCAGGCUUACAGGAAGCCACAUUUUACUGCUGUGUCUUUCUGCUGGCAUGCAUUAGCGUUGAUCGCUACCUGGCCAUCGUGAAAGCAACCCAAUUCCUUGCCCAAAAACGCCAUCUGGUUGGUAUAGUGUGUGCGUUGGUGUGGGUAUGUGCCUUUUUGUUGUCCCUGCCCAUUAUUGUGAAUCGCCAGGCCUUUAUCACUGGAAAUAUGGGGGACUAUAUAUGCCAUGACAAUGUGACCGCAGAAAGCAUGGAUAGCUGGAGAAUGGGUUUGCGGAUUCUCCACCACACUUUGGGAUUUUUCCUGCCAUUAGCCGUCAUGAUGUUCUGCUACGGUUUCACCAUGUGCACGCUUUGCCAUACACGCAACAGCCAGAAGCAGAAGGCCAUGCGGGUCAUCCUGUCUGUCGUGUUGGCUUUUAUCGUCUGCUGGUUGCCCUUUAAUAUCCUAGAGUUAAUAGACACCCUGAUGCGAGGCGGCAAGGUGAUAGAAACGUGUGAGCUGAGGGACAGCAUAGACGUGGCCUUGUACGUCACACAGGCAAUGGCUUUUGCCCACUGUGCGAUAAACCCUAUCCUGUAUGCCUUUAUUGGAAAGAAAUUCCGUAACCAGCUUCUGAUGUCUCUCUUUAAGAAAGGCCUGUUGGGGAGAAACACAAUGUCGAAAUAUCGAGUGGGAUCUGUCAAUAGCACUGGAAGCACUAGGCAAAUGUCAGUGACUCUGUAGUCAAUGUAGUCAAAGUUAUACUCUUAUAAUAUUAAAAUGAUACAUAUUCUUCCAUUUUUCCUACUGUCAAAGAAAUAGUCUAGCCAGAAAUGUUAUCUCGUUACUUUCUUAUCCCUGUUGUAAAAAUACAGUUUUGAGGUUGAGUCAGUAAUGACAGUCUUGUCAUUUUUAAAGGACCUUUUCCUUUAUGAAAAUGUGAACUUUCAUGUGAACUAAGUUCUGUUUUAUGAUUAUAGAUGUAAAAGUAUAGAUAAGAUUGUGUUUGUGUAUCUUGUACUUUCUGUAGCUUUUUUGCUGAGGAUAAUGAUCUUUGAAAGGUAUUUUUCAGUGGUUUGAGGCAGCAUGCCAAGAAUGUGUUUUGAACGCUGUGUCUAUAUCAAAAUGAUCUGUGAAAAACACUCUGCAGAGGUUUCAGUUUUUGUUGGAAAUUUUCACCAAGGCUGCUUUUAUUUGAUCAAAAAUACAGUAAAACAGUAAUAUUGUACAAUU